Molecule: messenger RNA, 516 nt
Organism: Cryptococcus amylolentus CBS 6039
Lineage: Eukaryota; Fungi; Basidiomycota; Tremellomycetes; Tremellales; Cryptococcaceae
Exons: 3
Coding region: 1-516 (171 amino acids)
Source: RefSeq, a predicted model, not a curated record
AUGACAGACCACCAACAACCACAAUCCGUUCUCAUCUCUGUCACCCCCUCCGCCACCGACCGUACCUCCGCCCUUUUCCCGGGCACAGACGUCCACAACUCUGAGUAUACAGAUGAUGAAAGGCCUUGGGAGAUUAUGGAUGUCACGAUUAAAGGGGACAAUGGGGAAGCGGUUGAGGUGAAGGUGGAUGAACAUUACUGGGUCAGUAAGGAGUGUGAGCAGGAGGCAGAGGCUUAUUAUGCAGAUGUCUACUGUGUAGAGCCAUCGCAGAUAACGAUCAAGCGAAAGUCGAGAUUCCAGCCGGAUAAUAAGAGUACCGGGGGCUGGAUGUCGUGGGACUAUGGUGCGGACGGUACUAUUAUGCGGCAACAGGAUACAGAGUGGAGUAGGCUCUGUGGGUGUGAAGAUGGAACGUGUUUGAUGAGGUGUGUUCCGAUAUCUAACGGUGAGCAGAUUAUCAUGGACCUCAAUGAAGAGAUCAAAGAGAAGAUGCACGAGGAACACGAAGGCUUUUAA